Messenger RNA from Aplosporella prunicola CBS 121167, 3738 nucleotides. RefSeq lists its product as uncharacterized. NCBI's taxonomy places the organism in Eukaryota, Fungi, Ascomycota, Dothideomycetes, Botryosphaeriales, Aplosporellaceae. Gene Ontology annotation, cellular component: membrane; nuclear envelope; cytosol. The transcript has 4 exons. Gene Ontology annotation, molecular function: protein binding; sterol binding. The record is from RefSeq and is a predicted model, not a curated record. Gene Ontology annotation, biological process: exocytosis; endocytosis; piecemeal microautophagy of the nucleus. The annotation marks the transcript as partial.
GGCCACAAAAGGAGCAAGAGCUCCCAAGUCAAGUCCCUCUUGUAUCGCGUUUCCUCGAAGCAGGAUGGGACGUCUGAGGGCAGCGACGCGACAUCCAACUCAGCCUCGUCAAACGCCUCGAUGACUUCUCCACCAGCCACUUCGGCGGCCCAGCAAGCGGCGCCUCGCAGCAGCAUGGCGGGGUCCCGUCACCGCCCACACCUCUCAACCACCAUGUCCAACGCCGCCCAGUCCGACACGCUCGUCGCGCCCAGCGCGAGCGAUGCUAGCAAGUCGCCCACCUCGCCCACGGCCAAGGGCGCGUCCAUCGAACAAUCCGUGCGCCUGUUCCGCAUCUUCGAGGCCCUGCGCAAUGGCGACACCGCCGCCAUCUCCAAGGCCAUGCGCGAGGAAGCUUCCACCGGGCCCGACGAGCGAAGGAAGAGCACGGUGUCCAUCGCGGGAGCUAGUCGCCUAGAGGGCACAACCAUACUGCACCUGGCCGUACAAUGCGCCGAGCUACCCGUCAUCGAGUUUGUGCUCUCCAGCAUCUCGGGCGGGUCCGCGAUAGACAUAAACGGGAGAGACAAGGAUGGAAACACGCCGCUGCACGUUGCUGCGCAGCUUGGUCGCGCUCCCGUUGUGCGCAUGUUGUUGGAACAGAAGGAUAUCAACGAUUCUUUGACCAACUACCAGGGACAGACACCGCUGGACUUGGCGCGCACGCCCGACAUCUUCCAGCAGCUGCAGCUUGCCAGGUCCAUUUUUAUCGAUACCAGCGUUAGACAAAUCCAAGAGUUGGUGGCUACGGAUGAUUACCAAACGUUGGAGAAGGUCCUCAGCGACCCUCGCAUCAAAACAACUCUGGAUGUCAAUGGCGGCGAGCUGACCAAGGACCCGAUCACGGUGGAGAGCGGAGGUACUCUGCUUCAUGAGGCGGCAAGGAAGAAGGAUACGCAGCUCAUUCAGCUGCUGCUGCUCAACGGAGCCGACCCCUUCAAGCGAGACCGCAAGGGCAAGCUUCCUCAAGACGUGACGAAGGACGACAAGACGCGUGCCAUCCUGAAAAGGUCUCCAGCUGCAGCUGUGGCUCAGCGGGGAAUUCAAGAGAAGACAAUCCUGGGAGGUGCAGUGCCACAAGCUGUCGCAACCGGCGGUGCAGAGGUUGCGCUGGGUGCUAAGGAAGGUCGUGAAAUGAAGGGUUACUUGAAGAAGUGGACCAAUUACACGAGCGGCUAUAAACUUAGAUGGUUUGUUCUCGAAGAUGGCGUUCUCAGCUACUACAAGCAUCAAGAUGAUGCUGGAUCAGCGUGCCGUGGCGCCAUUAAUAUGAGGAUUGCCAAGCUGCACAUGGAUCCCCAGGACAAGCUGCGCUUUGAGAUUCACGGCAAGUCAUCUGUCAAGUACCACCUCAAGGCCAAUCACCAAGUCGAGGCCAAGCGUUGGUUCUGGGCCCUCAACAAUGCAAUCCAAUGGGCCAAGGAUGAAGCUCGCGAGGAAGAAAAGCGGCAAACUCGCGAAAGCGAGGCUUUGCGCCAGGCGAAAAUGGAACAAAUGGCACCUCAGGAAUCUGACCAACAGAGCACGUCUAGUUCGAAGGCUGGACAAAGAAUGUCAGUACUUGGCCCGAGCGCUAGCGGAACCUUGGGCGUCCCGCUUUCAAACUCGCGGACCGGCCCAAGCACGGCGGAAGACGACGAAUAUGGCAACAGUACCUAUGACCCUAGCCUUGGCGAGGAUGUACACAGGUUUGCCAGCCGUACAGGCACCAACCAUAUCGAAGGCGACAUGGACGAUGAGGAAUAUGGGGAAGAAGGCAGCAGUCAGGAAGUCCAGCCUGCAAGCAAAGACGCUUUCAACAUUACUGCGCAAUCGGCCAAGCUACAGCUCGAUUUGCUUGCCCAGGUUUCGGCUGCUAUGCAAGCCGAAAAGACCAAGAACCCCGAGACGCCUUUAUCUGACCCUAGUGUCACCCAAGCAUUCGCUUCCUAUGAAGGUGCUGUUAGUAACCUGAAGGGCCUGGUUGGUGACUUGCUUCGUAUCGCUCGUGAUCGCGACGCAUACUGGCAGUAUCGCCUGGAUCGUGAAGCGAAUGUCCGUCGUAUGUGGGAAGAGAGCAUGGCCAAGGUCGCACGAGAGCAAGAAGAGCUUGAAAGCAAGAUUGGUCAAUCUGAAGACAAGCGCAGACGUCUGAAGAGAGCACUUAGGGAUGCCGCAGAGGGCCUUCCUGACACUGAGAAGGGUCAGAUGGUUUCAGAGCCUGAGCCGAUUGUUGAAGUCGACGAAGAUGCACUUACCGUUCCUGACGACGGUGUCCGCCCGCGGUCACGCAAGAGUAGCACGGCGAAGCAGACAUUGGCAGAGCUGGGGGAGCUUUCAGAUGACGAGUCUGACGAUGAGGAGUUCUUUGAUGCCAUUGCCGAGGGAGAUGUCGAAGUUGUCGAAUCUUUGCCUGUCGUCGGCGAGACGUCGAAGGGUGAAGAGGAGCCCCCUGUGGAGGCUGGCGAUUUGAGAGAGGCCAAGGGCAAAGAGGUAGAGCCAUCUUUCAAGGGCUACGAGGACCACGUCCGUACAAGGUUAAAGAUGGAGGCCGAUGAUAGACCGAAGAUCUCGCUUUGGGGUAUUCUCAAAUCCAUGAUUGGCAAGGACAUGACCAAGAUGACUCUACCCGUCUCUUUCAACGAGCCGACGUCUCUGUUGCAGCGUGUCGCUGAGGACAUGGAAUACACCGACCUCCUUGAUAUUGCUGCUGAGCGUGCGGAUCCCACGGAGCGCAUGGUCUACGUUGCCGCCUUUGCUGCCAGUGAAUACGCGUCGACCAUCGGUCGUGUGGCGAAGCCUUUCAACCCACUGCUUGGAGAGACGUAUGAAUAUGCGCGCCCCGAUAAGGGUUACCGGUUCUUCAUCGAACAGGUCAGCCAUCACCCGCCAAUUGGUGCUGCGUGGGCGGAAUCUGCGAAAUGGGAUUACUAUGGUGAAUCUGCUGUGAAGUCCAAGUUCUAUGGCAAGUCCUUUGACAUCAACCCUCUGGGAACCUGGUUCCUGCGCCUGCGUCCCUCGACCGGUGGCGAAGAGCUCUACACCUGGAAGAAGGUGACGUCUACUGUUGUUGGCAUCAUUACCGGCAGCCCAACCAUCGACAACUACGGUCUCAUGGAGAUCAAGAACCACACGACGGGCGAAGUGUGCACGCUCGACUUCAAGCCGCGUGGCUGGAAGGCCAGCUCGGCCUACCAAGUCGCAGGCAAGGUCGUAGCCUCAGACGGCAAGACGCGCUGGAGCAUUGGCGGCCGCUGGAACGACAAGAUCUACGCGCGCCUGACACCGGGCUUCGAGGACGGCGACAACGUCGGCAGCAAAAACGACAAGCACGCCGUGCUGAUCUGGCAAUGCCACGAGCGGCCGACAGGCGUGCCCUUCAACCUGACGCCAUUCGUGAUAACGCUGAACGCGCUGCCAGACAAGCUGCGCCCGAUGCUGCCGCCGACGGACACGCGCCUGCGGCCCGACCAGCGCGCCAUGGAGGACGGCGAGUAUGACUUUGCGGCCACGGAGAAGAACCGCGUCGAGGAGAAGCAGCGGGCCAAGCGGCGGGAGCGCGAGGCCGCGGGCGAGGAGUUCAGUCCGAAGUGGUUCAGGAAGAGCGUGUGCGAGACUACGGGCGAGGAGUUCUGGAAGUUUAGCGGUGAGUAUUGGAAGAUGAGGGAGCGGGUGGCUAAGGAGGAAGGCCCGUGGGAGGGCCCGGAGGAAAUCUUCUAG